AUGCUAGGUUUUACAGCACGUACUUCUAGCUCAAUUGCUGACACGGAUGAACGAAGUCGUGCCGCAACCGCUUCACAUUCGUUGAACCUGACUACGGUUAACCACUACGAAGACGCCGAGUUUAAGUUAUAUGGAGCCGUAGUCAAGGCAAAUGUGCUACUGGUUUUAUCGGUACAAAUGGCUAAGCCUAAAUCCGAGGCAAAACGUCAGGCCCAAACCUAG
Dicrocoelium dendriticum is the source of this 222-nucleotide messenger RNA. NCBI's taxonomy places the organism in Eukaryota, Metazoa, Platyhelminthes, Trematoda, Plagiorchiida, Dicrocoeliidae. The record is from the annotation of a GenBank genome assembly.